Molecule: messenger RNA, 3039 nt
Organism: Sinocyclocheilus grahami
Lineage: Eukaryota; Metazoa; Chordata; Actinopteri; Cypriniformes; Cyprinidae
Product: cyclin-F
Exons: 17
Coding region: 78-2363 (761 amino acids)
Molecular function (GO): protein binding
Source: RefSeq, a predicted model, not a curated record
GGGUUUAAGUAUAUUAUCAUUUAAUUUCACUGUGAAGCAUUAUUGUUGAAAGCUGACUUCUCAGAUCCUUCCUUGAAAUGAAAGCGGGCGUGCUCCACUGUCGAUGUGCCAAAUGUUUCUCUCUGCCUCUCCGGAAGCGGGUGCGAAAGCGUGCGUCUGCCGUCACGCUGCUGUCCCUUCCUGAAGAGCUGCUGCUGUGUGUCCUCCAGUGCCUCUCCGCUGAGGAUCUCCUCGCCGUCAGAGCUGUUCAUUCUCAUCUUCGUGACGUUAUCGAUAGUAACUCGAGUGUCUGGGCUCGAGUGAGUUUCAAAGACCGCUGGCCGGUCCCGGAUACCGUUUGGCUCUUUGAGAGGGCUGCGGAGAAAGGGAACUUUGAAGCUGCUGCGAAACUAGGAAUUGCGUAUUUGUACAAUGAAGGGCCUUCGCUCAGUGAGGAGGGACGUGCUGAUCUGUGCGGCCUCAUGGCAUCCCGGUACUUCAGCCUGGCCGAGAGCCUCCGGUCCCCGCUGGCCGAGCCCUUCAUCUGGCUGUUCAUCCGGCCGCCGUGGUCCAUGUCUGGAGGCUGCUGUAAGGCUGUGGUGUACGACCGACUCGAAGCUGAGUGUGAGACCAACCUGAGCCGGAGAGGGACGUUACUGUACUGUCUGGCUAGAGUCCUUCGGCUGUUUGAUGAUGAGGAGAAGCGUGACGAGGCCACGGCCAUGCUGAAGGAGUCUGCGCGUUGCGGGAACGUUCAGAGCUUGUAUCUGCUGUGGGAAAUGAACCGCGGGACGUCGACGGCUGACCCCGGCAGGUAUCUGCAGUGCAUGCGCACGCUCAGGGACUACGCUGCCAGAGGAUGCUGGGAAGCUCAGCUGGCAUUCGCGAAGUCAUGUGGCACCGCAAACCCUCUGGGUCUGGAGCCGCGGGCCUGUGCUGAACUCGUGGCCCAGUUCUUCCACUCCGGACCAUCACCCCUGAGAUACCCGCAGAACCUGCAGGGACAGGACAUCACCACUAAGAGGUAUAUCCUGGUGGACUGGCUGGUGGAGGUGACCACCAUGAAAGAUUUCUCCAGUCAGGUGCUGCACGUGACCAUCGGCUGUGUGGACCGCUAUCUGAGCCGGCACUCGGUGCCCAAGGCGCAGCUGCAGCUCCUGGGCAUCGCCUGCAUGGUGAUCAGCACACGAUACAUCAGCAGAGAGAUCCUGACCAUCCGCGAGGCCGUCUGGCUCACCGACAACACCUAUCAGUAUGAGGACCUGGUGCGCAUGAUGGGGGAGGUCAUCUCCGUGCUGGACGGGAAGAUACGGACUCCCACAGUGUUGGAUUAUGGGGAGGUGCUGCAGUCUCUGCUGCCCGUGGAGCGGCGCAGCUCUCAUCUCUUCAGCUACAUCUGUGAUCUCUCACUGCUCUGCUCGCCCCUCACCGUCCCGGGACCGGCCCGACUCGCCAGCGCCGUUCUGCUGCUCACCAGAGCGCUGCACAACUACGUUCCUGUGUGGCCCGUCCAGCUGCAGGAAAACACCGGAUUCUCCAAGCAUGAGCUGGUCUCCUGCGCUUUAUCGCUCUACGUCAAGUGUUUCGGUCAAGAUGUGCCCAAAGACUACAGACACGUGUCUCUGACCGGAGUCAAGCAGAGGUUUGAGGACGACGUAUACCAGCAGAUUAGCAGAGACGCGGUCAUGGGCUUUAAGGAGCUCUGUCAGGUGCUGGAGGUCCCAGAGGUGGAGCCGGAGGUGGAGGCGCCCAGCGCUAGCACCCAGCUAACAGAGAUGCACACCUUCCUGUCCUCUCCCGCCAGCAACAGCAAGAGGAGGCGAGAGGACAGCAUGCAGGCGCACCGGGGCAGCUUCCUGGCCACGCCCACAGCCGAGCUGUCCACUCAGGAGGAGAUGCUGCUGGGAGACAUCCUGGACUGGAGCCUGGACACUUCCUACUCCGGCUACGAGGGCGACCGGGAGAGUGAAGGCGAGAAGGACAGGGAAAUAUCGGCUAUGGAGGUGCAGAUAGAGCCUGCGGUCGAGUGUGCUGACAGACAGACGCAUUGUUGCGCGCUCUCCAGCGAUGACGACAGCCUUUGUGAAGAGCACACUGAGGAGGAGGCGACGGGACCCUGGAAGCACCACCUGUCCUCCUCCUCCUCCUCGAGCACCUUUUGCACAGACCACCGCAGCUCGGGCUACUCGUCCAUCCAAAGCAUUCCCAGUCCGUCUGUCUCUUCCUCUCUGGUCUCUCCCCAAAAUCCCGCCGGUUUCCUUCUCCUGCUGCCACCCGCGCAAAGGACUCGCCGACAGGCGAAGAGGAAAAACACAGCGGCGCACAGCGGAGGAGAGGCGGAGCGCGACGAGGACGCUGCCAACGUGGCCUUUCUUAGCCUUUGAUUGAUGUACAGGAAGCUGUCAUCCCUUAACGCACCACUUCCUGGCCGCCUGCCAGGAGCACUUUGGUUCACGGGUGCUAAUGGUCUUUAUCUCAGAGCAGCGAGAGUGAGAUAAAGCGGCUGAAAUGUCCAUUUCUGAGCUUCAAAUGCGAUUAGAAGAACAAAGGUCACGUUUUUUCCCCCCAUAAUGCAUUUCACUUCGGCUCCCGAUGGCGGGAGCGCCUUUGCCCGACUCGCAACGGGAUAAGGCCUAAAAUGUGUUCAAAUCACUGGAACUGUCGCUGUUUUUGAAGUCUUGUGUACGUUGUUACGUCUUCGUAUUUACAAUUCCGGACUGUUUACAGAAAAGGACUUAUAGUUUAUCAAAUAUGUUUUUUACGAAGUUACAUGCAGAUAUGGAGAAAACCCACUCAGUCCAUGAAGUUUCAUGCUGAUAAAUGCACUGUCCAAACAAAACUGGUUUGUUUACGCAGAUGUUUCUCGUCACGUAUUUUGAUUAUUUAUCUGGAACUGGACCGAUCGACUCCAGUGUUUUUGUAUUUGCGCAUUGCUUUGCGUUCGCCACAAAUCUUCUGCCAAAGUUCUCGCAUUAACAAUUUUCUUACUGUUUUUCUGCUUGAUACCACUGAUGUUUUGACCUGUGAAACCUAUGGAAGCUUGUUUCCGACACUGAAUUA